Lithohypha guttulata is the source of this 1770-nucleotide messenger RNA. RefSeq lists its product as uncharacterized. Lineage: Eukaryota; Fungi; Ascomycota; Eurotiomycetes; Chaetothyriales; Trichomeriaceae. Bases 1 to 1770 code for a protein of 589 amino acids. The record is from RefSeq and is a predicted model, not a curated record. The transcript has 2 exons.
AUGUGCAGCGCAUCUGCCGCUGCGAUAUCAUCACCUUGCCCUCUAGCCGGUCCAGAUUUCCAAGCUCCUCAUUAUCCAUCGAAUACAACUUCCGUUCAAAGAGCAGUCCAAGUCUUCAAGCAAAGUGUUGCGACUGCACUUUCCAACAGUUCAAGCGUGUUUGCCCUCGAUCCGAACGGCACAACUUUCUCCUUCGAAGCAUGGUCUAUUCACGAAACAGCACCGAUAUACAACUUUCAUCACAAUGCUGAGCUUCUGGCAGCACCUGAAGAAGGGGUUGUGAAUGUCACGUCCGACACAACGUACCGGCUAGGAAGCUUGUCAAAACUGCUUACUGUUUAUACCUGGCUGGCAGCUGUGGGAGAUGAACACUGGUUUGAGCCCAUCACAAAUUUCAUUCCGGAGUUUGAAGCGUAUGAUGCUCAACGUUCCAGCUCCACAAAUCAUCUGGACCAAUUCAGAUGGAGCGAUAUCACAAUCGCUGCUCUGGCGAACCAGCUCUCCGGUAUCCAGAAAGAUCCAGCUCUGCCAAAAGCACUCUUUACACAGUUGACGCCGAUCCCGAACCUGCCAUCGCCAGUAGACCUUCCCAUCGACGCGCAAGGCCUCAACUGUACAACCUAUUCCUUCCUGCCAUGCACACGAACGACCUACCUCAACUCGGUCCUGGUUUCUCAUCCCGUCUAUGCGCCGGAAACACUACCUGUCUAUAGCGACAUGGCAUAUUCCUUGCUCGCGUUCGCUCUUGAAAACAUUACUGGAAGCUCUUUCAACGACAUAUUUGCCAACCACCUCAUCAAGCCACUCAACCUCACUUCGACAUAUACCGAGGCACCUACCGAUCUUUCUAACUCAAUCAUACCUAUCAACGACAGCGUCGCCGUGUUCACACCAUCACUAAGCUACCUACAGCCCGGUGGUGGCUUCUACUCCUCUCUGAACGACAUCAGCGCUAUUGGCCGUUCGAUGCUCUCCCACACCCUUCUCUCGCCUCGAUUGACCCGACAAUGGAUGAAACCAAGCAGCUUUCUACCUGAUGGCAAGUCAGCCGUAGGAGCACCGUGGGAGAUUUACCAGGCACUUGGUACGAACAAGACGACAUGGAUGUAUACAAAGUCUGGUGACUUGGGUGCUUACUCAACAUACCUCAUUCUCCUACCAGACUACGACGCAGGCUUCACCAUUCUCACAGCUGGCAUGAGAACUGCAUCAGUAAGCCGAAUUUUGGCAGAUAUCGCAGCUACUGCGUUCGUGCCUGCUUUUGAAAGUGCUGCCAGAGAAGAAGCGUCCACACGAUUUACCGGAGAAUUUGCAUUUUCUGGUCCUAAUGCCGCUGGCAACGGCACCGAUACUUUCGAGAUUGUCCUCAGCAUUGAUGAUGGUCCUGGUCUGCUCGUAGCUAACUACUCAAUCAAUGGUGUCGACAUGCGCACUGCUUUUGCCGCGCUGGCAAGGACGACUGCUAAUAACACUCAACUGCGGCUUUACCCAAGUGGCUUGACUGCGCCAGGAGAGCAGGGAACAGUGUUGCAGGGCUACAGAAUGAUCAGGUACAAUCCUAAUUCAAUGGCACCAACGCCUGACGGUGCGGUAUUCAGCUCGCCACGCUGCCAGGAAUGGUUCAAUAUUGGUGGCUAUACUAGCAGGAUGGGCUACGGUGCUCAGGGUGGUCUGGACGAGUUUGCGAUGGUCGUUGGUGAGGGCGGUGAAGGAGUGGCGCAGGGUCUGGUCGUCAAAACUUGGGACAAGGUACUGGCCAAGGUAGGCUAA